UUAUCUAACCUCGUCAGGGAUGUCUCUCUCGACACCAAUUGUAAAUUACAACUAUUUAAUCUGAUACAUAAUGAUAUUAGGACCACAUUUCUCUGACAAUCUGUGUCAAAGUUCCAUGGGGAUCUCUGACAACAAAAUCCUCAGUUUUACGGAUGUUUCUGUGCAUAACAACCCGAAAGAUUGUUGGGUGAUUAUCAACGCAAAGGCUUAUGAUGUGACGAAAUUCUUGGAUGAUCAUCCGGGAGGUGAUGAAGUUCUGCUACAAGUUGCAGGUGAAGAUGCAAGUGAAGAAUUUGAGAGCGCGGGUCAUGGCAGUGCAGCAAGAUUGAUGUUAGAUGAAUAUUACGUCGGGGAAAUAGAUCCCCUGUCAUCUCCGGUGAAAAAGAGAGCUCCUCCAACACAAUUAUCAGUAAAACGAAACACUGUGACACCUCAAUUGCCUCCGACUACCAAUAAACCUGGAAAUAACCACUUCAUCAUCAAACUUGUCGUGUUUUUUCUAGCGUUGGGGAUGGCCGUUGGCCUUGGCUUGUAUUCUUCAAACUAGGAAUGUUUUGUUUGUAUUUGUUAACAGAGUAUAAGAAUAAAGUUUGUGUACUAAGCAUUUUCCUUUUCUGAAAUGUAAUUGAAUAACAUUGGCAA
This is a messenger RNA of Daucus carota subsp. sativus, 642 nucleotides long. RefSeq names its product cytochrome b5. The coding region runs from base 71 to 547 and encodes 158 amino acids. Gene Ontology annotation, cellular component: membrane; intracellular membrane-bounded organelle. Gene Ontology annotation, molecular function: heme binding. The transcript is spliced from 3 exons. NCBI's taxonomy places the organism in Eukaryota, Viridiplantae, Streptophyta, Magnoliopsida, Apiales, Apiaceae. The record is from RefSeq and is a predicted model, not a curated record.